GUAUGAUAGUCUUAGUCUUAGAGUAAUUGUUGAUGCAUAAUCAAUCAUGCUACCAUGCCUUUCCCAUACUCCUCAACCCCUUGGGCUUGGGCUUGGCCAUGGCCAUGGUCCCAUAAGAAACUCUCAAGAAGCUUUCACCUUACUCCAAAACUGCACCAGUUUCAGGCACCUUAGGCAAAUCCACGCCACCAUCAUCCGGGCAGGUCUUUCCAAUGACCAACUCCUCCUUAGCAAAUUGAUUCACCUAUGCUGCUCUUCCUUUGGCCAAAUUGACUAUGCAUCUCGUUUGUUCAAUCACAUUCCUCAACCCCUCACCAUUACUUGGAAUUUCGUUAUUAGAUCUUAUAACUCCAAUGGCUGCUCCCACCAAGCCCUGCUCCUCUUUAAGCUCAUGGUAUCUAGAGGUUUUGCUCCUGAUAAGUUCACCUUUCCCUUUGUUAUCAAAGCUUGUGUGUCUUCCUCUGCUUUCCGCCUUGCCCAAGUUGUCCAUGGACUAGCUAUCAAGACUGGUUUCUCUAAUGAUGUGUUUCUGCAAAAUAACUUGAUGGAUUGUUACUUUAACUUUGGUCACGCGUUCUGUGCCUGCAGGGUGUUUGAAAAUAUGCCUGUGAGAAAUGUGGUUUCUUGGACUACCAUGGUUAGUGGUUUGGUUGAUUCUGGCGACUUAGCUGCUGCUAGAGCGGUUUUCGAGCAAAUGCCAACCAAAAAUGUUGUGUCCUGGACAGCAAUGAUCGAUGGUUAUGCUAAGAAUCAACAACCAGAGCAGGCAUUUCAACUCUUUAGGAGAAUGCAGUCUGAAAACGUUAUGCCUAAUGAAUUCACACUGGUGAGCUUGUUGAAAGCCUGUACUGAAUUGGGGAGCUUGAACUUGGGUAGAUGGAUUCAUGAUUUUGCUCUCAAGAAUGGGUUUAAGCUAGAGGUUUAUCUUGGUACAGCUCUGAUUGACAUGUACAGCAAAUGUGGUAGCUUAGAGGAUGCAAGGAAAGUGUUUGAUAAGAUGCAAAAAAAGAGCUUGGCUACUUGGAAUUCGAUGAUCACUAGCUUAGGCGUGUACGGGUUUGGAGAAGAAGCUCUUGCUCUUUUUGCAGAAAUGGAGAUGAACAAUGUACAGCCAGAUGCAAUUACAUUUGUAGGUGUGUUAUGUGCUUGUGUGCAAACAAAUAAUCUCAAUGAAGGUCGUAAGUACUUUGAGUAUAUGAGUAAACGUUAUGGUAUAUCUCCCAUUCCAGAACACUACUCUUGCAUGAUUGAACUGUAUAGCCGUGCAGAUAUGAUGGAAGAAGUAGACACAUUAUCGAACGCCAUGCGAUGAAAGCGAAAAGCGGUACAGUUUGGGGGCAGUAAUGCCCAUGUUUUUUGCCAGUGCAGGCAUGGAGUUGAGAACAAAAUGGGAGCUUUUGACACACAAAUGAUACAAGGGGCCAUGUAUCAAGCUCUAGAAAUGGUCCUUGUGCUAUUGCAGAUGAAAUCUGAACUCAAUAGUUCUGGUUCUUUGUUCUGUUUUGAUAAUUUUUUGGUGGGUUAUACAAAGAGUUAGUUGUUAAAUCUAUAGUGCCCCAAUUCAUAUACUUGCAUCACUUGAACAAAGUAGGAAGAAAAACACACACACACACAAGAACACCCCCUAUAUUUCAAGUAUGUAUCAUCUUGGCCUGCAAUAUUAUGUGGGUGGUCUAAUUAAAUUGUAUAAACAUUACCCCUUUAUUGAUUAUUCUUCCUUA
This is a messenger RNA of Humulus lupulus (European hop), 1721 nucleotides long. RefSeq names its product pentatricopeptide repeat-containing protein At3g26630, chloroplastic. The transcript has a single exon. Gene Ontology annotation, molecular function: RNA binding; protein binding. Bases 47 to 1312 code for a protein of 421 amino acids. The record is from RefSeq and is a predicted model, not a curated record. NCBI's taxonomy places the organism in Eukaryota, Viridiplantae, Streptophyta, Magnoliopsida, Rosales, Cannabaceae. Gene Ontology annotation, biological process: RNA modification.